CUCCAAAUCAAUGCAUGGCAAAUUUUUCUCUUUUUCUGAGAUUUGUCGUUUGUACUUGAAAUUACUUUACGAUAAUGCGAAGCUUUAAAUGUUUCAAAUUGUGCUGGCAAUCACGAAUAGUGUGACGUCAUAUUCUCAUCUAAACUGUCCACUUGACCAAAGAGAACGCGCGUACAAAGUCCAUUAUUCUAAGAAUUAAAAGCCAAAGUACUAUCGACAAUAAUGUUCUAAAACAGUUGGUUCAUACAUCAGCUUUGCAUUCAUGGAGAUAUGAAGCACGUUGGAAAUUUUAAGAGAGAGCACUCAAAAAGCCAGAGUUGCUGCGCCUCGAGCAAUUCUGACGCUUCUCUUGUGCUUUCCAAACUUUCCGCGUGAUUCAUAUCCAUAUGGACGCACGCUUACGUUUGAACCGAUAGUUCACCCUUUAACUCCCAGAUUUGAUUGACUUGCAACUUCUCCUCAUGAUAUCCAUGUAAUAUCCAACAAAAAACCUAUUGAGAAUACUCAAACUUAUCAGGUAGAAGUUGUUGUCUUGAUCUAACACCAAAUUCUGUUAGCAAUUUACAAUGAAAUAUAUAGCAACUAUAGAGGAGAAUUAACCAUUAAAUCUUGGGAGUUGAAGGGUUAAGUGUAAUACCGUAGAAAAUUAAUAUCCGCCCCACAAUUUAAUUAAUUGAACAGACAAAACAAACAGUUGUCUGAUUUUUAUCAUGGCGUACUCUUUACAGUACGAUAUAUCUCAUUUUGUUUUCUAUCACUAUUUGAAUCAACUGCUCGAAAAAGAAAAUCUAACGCAGUAUAAUCUUUUAUCUGAUACGAAAUAUACUUCUUACAAUUUAGAACGCUCCCAAAACCCUUGUGUGUCUUCUAUUUUAAUUUUCGAUAUCUGACAGCGAAAGCAAGGCAUCAAUUAUUUCACUCAUUUUUUUUUCUCAGUUGUUUUGUCUGUAACAUGUGCAUCUACACGUGAGGGCAGAUUUUUCAGAGGUUAUUACGUAAUCUAGUCACAGAAAUAAAAGAAAAGCGCUGGAGAUUUGAGCUGGAAAUUUGUGUGAACAGCUUAAAAGAAACAAUUUGAUAUUGCUAAACGUAUGUCUCUUCAAUAUCUCUUGCUUUUGAGCCCGAAUCGUGACGUUGAAUAUCAGGGUGACUAAGAGGGCCAUCGCGUGAAGAUUACACGUGAAUGUAUCAGCGGCGAUUACAUAAUCUAGUAACGUCCUCUUUGUUAUAAUAUUCAAACAAUCUUGCCUUAGUGAGUCCAGUGCUACCAAUUACGUAGAAAGCCGGUCAUGUCAAAUUUCACUUGUUUGGAGGAAAGUUAUGGCUGCCGGUCGUUGAGUGAUCAAGAUUUUUUCGCUGUUGUAAACCAGAGGUUAGAUGGUUUCUACUUUUGAAUAUCAUUUCUGAUCGUAGUGUGUAGUUCAGGAUUUUCAAUUCUAUUGUUUGGUGACUUCAUUCAAACCAUCGAUUAUCAUUCACGGUAUGGCCAAAUCAACUCAACUCGUCUAAAAAUUGAUAAUCCUGGUUCAGAGGAGAUAAAAGAAAGUCCUAAAGACUUGGAAGGUUCAGAGCAAUGGAAAAGAAGAUUCGUGAGCCAUACGACCUUCGAUCGAGAGAGUGGAAAUUAAGCGACAAGCUACACACCGAUAUCAGAGAUCUCGCAUGUAAAGUGACGGUGAAAGUACCCGGCGCUCAAUCAGUUGCACCUAUUGCUAACAAGUUGGUGGACUUUCAAAGGCAAAUCGUAGCGCAGGAAAGGGCUGUUAAAGGCGUGGACGAGAGAGAAGAGAAAGAAUUUCUUUGUUCACUAUGCGGAUGUUUUUACAUCGAGCCGGUUACGCUGAACUGUGGACAUACGUUAUGCAAGACAUGUAUUAUUCCAGUCGGCGAAAUUUCUGUGUCAGCUGUCUACUGUAAACUGUGCGGCUCUAAAAAUUAUGAAAAUAAUCUAUCGAUAAAUGUCCUAGUCUCACAAUUGAUUCAAAAAUGGUUCCCCGACGAGUAUGAACGAGAAGUAAAGCAGUUAGAGGAAAUCGUUCGGCGUCAACCACAGGGUAACCAGCAAAAAAUCGUUGAAAGCGUGUCGGACGUCCUAAACAAGUCUCCAAAACAGGUGACGGCUUUAAAAUUGCGGAGCCAUGCCUUCUUACAGAUGGGGCUAUACAAAAAGGCCCUGGAAGAUGUCGACCUUGCUUGUGAUUUACGACCCUUUCUUUCGAGCGUUUUUCAUCAGAGGGGAGUGGUGUUGAUGAAAGUGGGAGACUACCACGCUGCUUCAAGUAGUUUUUCGCGCGCCUUAGCACUAGAUCCUAUAGUAGACCCGCGGUUUCGGUCAGAAUUUCUCACCUGUCUGACCCAUACGCUGGAUUCUGAACGAGCUGACCCACGCAGAAAGCUUUUACCUGGUGACCAUUUGGGAGGUUUAACCCGAAACAGUGCAUGUCAGAGCCCUCACACAGACAAGACAAAUGAUCACUCUCUUAAACACAGUUUUCUUCAAAAAGGAUCUUCCUUAAAGCGUCCUAUUGAAGACACUUCUGAUAGUUGUUCCCUCUGUUCUCGAGAAUGGAGAUCCAAGUAUUUCAAAUCUUCGACAGAGCUCAUUUCGAAUUCUACUAAACUUUGUGAGGCUAAUGCCGUGAGGGAGCUUGAAGAUCUGGAAUGCAAAGUCUGUUAUAACAUUCUGUAUGAGCCAGUCACUACAACCUGUGGACAUACCUUCUGCAGAACAUGCUUACAAAGAGGGCUCGAUUACAGAUCAGAAUGCCCAUGCUGUCGUCGUGCCCUUAACUGCGGAGUUGAAAGGAACACUAAAGUUAAUGUGAUCAUUAAAGAGACUGUGAAGAAAUUCUUUGCUGACGAAUACGCUGAAAGAGAGAAGAGCUUCAUAGAAGAAAAGUCACGUUGGAAGGGAGUUGGUGUUAACGAAGAUAUAGAACUGCCUAUAUUUGUAUGUCUGUUGGCUUUUCCAAGUCUUAAAUACCCACUCUAUAUCUUUGAACCGCGAUACCAGCUUAUGAUCCGUCGAUGCGUGGAGCUAGGUUCCCGGAUGUUCGGAAUGUGUGCUUUUUCUGAGGACCCAGACAAGGAAUUUUCUGAUUACGGAACUAUUUUGCGCAUUGAAAAUGUCAGUUUUCUGCCUGAUGGCCGCUCCAUCGUUGAAACUACGGCGGUGCGAAGAUUUCGUGUUGUCUCCCGAUCAACGACCGACGGUUAUAACACAGCGAAAAUAAAAUGGCUCGAAGACGAAAUUCCCAAAUCAUAUUCUGAAGAUCCAGACCUCCAGACGAUGAACGUCGACUGCUAUAGAACUUUAGAACUUUGGUUUACUCUUAUGACACCGUUACAACAGACAUGCGUAACAAACGCAAUAGGCUCCAUGCCAGCCAUUGAGGAACUAGUACCCAGCUCUAACGGUCCAUCCUGGCUGUGGUGGGGAUUGGCGGCUGUCCCACUGAAAGAUAAAGCUAAACUUAUCAUUCUGUCGAUGACGUCACUGGCUGAGCGGCUUCAAAGUCUUCGCCGCUUUUUAGAACUCUUGAUCGGGGUGAGAUUCGAGAAUUAGCACCUGUGGAAUAUUGAGAACUUUUGAACUUUGAAUCUUUAAGUAGAUUGAUCUAAGUUAGGAUUCAAAUGGAGUAAAGUAGUUAUGAAAGUUUGAAAAAUACCCCACAGA
This is a messenger RNA of Pocillopora verrucosa, 3676 nucleotides long. Its product is annotated as LON peptidase N-terminal domain and RING finger protein 3. The record is from RefSeq and is a predicted model, not a curated record. NCBI's taxonomy places the organism in Eukaryota, Metazoa, Cnidaria, Anthozoa, Scleractinia, Pocilloporidae. Gene Ontology annotation, molecular function: metal ion binding; protein binding.